GUGAGUAUAUUUCCAGCAAACUAUUCCUUUAACACCCAUCAUCAUGCACUGCUUCUGCGUCCUCCAGACUGUCAUAGGUGCUUCACAAAAGUGUCACCCUUCUCCUGACAGCAUUCUCACCGGCCAAUGAGGAGCGAUCGUUCCCUGGCACACGCUUCAAACCCUCCACCUCCCUCAAAUAACCUGCCACCGACACACUGACAGAUGCUUCUGCUUUACUGGCGGGCGGUCACUGCGUAGCUGCUGUGAACUUCAAGGUUAACUUUGCUGAAGACUAGGAAACGCUCUGGCAGCUGCAUUGGAUUUAACUGGUUUCUAAGCAGGUGCAGUAGACCUAGAGGUUGUGGACAUUCACACAAGUCAAAGCAUGCAGGAGAACAGCAUGGAUCAGCCCAUGUCUUUAUCGCAGCUUCUGCGUGAGAGUUACCUGGCCGAGGCCCGAGCUCAUCACAGACACGGCGAAUCCAGCUGCAUAGACAGCCCUCGCCGCCUGGUCUACGGGACGCUCAAGGAGAAAGCGGACGACUCCGGUGGGAAAGUAGAUCCACAGUUUCCUGACCUGUCUGCCUUCCUGAGCCAGGAGGAACUGGACAAGAGCGUGGAUCUGGCCUGCAAAGCGUUCCGCAGUGAUCCUCGAGAACGUGAGGAGAGAUCCGACACACAUCCACCAGUGAGCCACUCUAAUGUUCCUUCCAACAAACCCACUCCAGAAACAGAGGUCAUUUCGGAAAGACACACAGUACAGACUCCCAUCCAAGACAGUGCGAUCAGGAACGUCAGAAGUGCUAGGGAACCUGCGGCGGAUUUCAAAAGACCUCAGAGAAACGCUCCAUACGGCUUGGAGACCCAAUCCAAGAAGGAGUUCCUCAACAAAGCAGCUGACUUCAUAGAAGAGCUUUCGUCUCUGUUUAAAGCCAACAGCUCGAAGCGAAUUCGGCCUCGUACUUGCAAUACCCACCGGAGACGAUACCAGAAUAAGACCCAACUUGAUGGCACUUCAUACUCCAUUAAUGCAGAAGAUCGAGAAAGGCCUAUUCUGCUCAAGCAACAGAUGGAGGAGCCAGUGGAGAACAGUGGAGUCACGGAGGAGCCGUAUGAGGCAGAGGAACCUCAGGAGCCGGAGCCGGUGUGUGAGGAACCGGCUCUGAUUCCACCGGAGAGCUCAGAGGAACCCGUGUGUGAACCUCCACACUUUAUACAGAGACUCAAAAGCAGGGAGGUUCCUGAGGGCAGUAAAGUCCAGAUGGAUUGUAUCGUCAGAGGACUGCCUGCUCCUGAAGUUCGGUGA
Molecule: messenger RNA, 1288 nt
Organism: Sinocyclocheilus grahami
Lineage: Eukaryota; Metazoa; Chordata; Actinopteri; Cypriniformes; Cyprinidae
Product: myopalladin-like
Exons: 2
Coding region: 368-1288 (306 amino acids)
Cellular component (GO): Z disc
Molecular function (GO): protein kinase activity
Source: RefSeq, a predicted model, not a curated record